Molecule: messenger RNA, 1902 nt
Organism: Cyprinodon tularosa
Lineage: Eukaryota; Metazoa; Chordata; Actinopteri; Cyprinodontiformes; Cyprinodontidae
Gene: mettl25
Product: methyltransferase like 25
Exons: 12
Coding region: 66-1808 (580 amino acids)
Source: RefSeq, a predicted model, not a curated record
UUACACCGUCAUCAGCAGAAAAGGGUACACAUGCCUUUCUGGUCCUUUUUAGAAAGCUUUUCACAAUGACGUCCUUCCGCUGCAGCCUUACGGAGAUUCACCAACAGAUAGAUGAAGUCAAGAGAUUUCUGUCGGUGACUCUUGCCAUCGCUAAUGCUCACACAGUCGAGUUUUAUACCCAAGACGUGUGGAAGCGGUUCAUGGCUGUGUCGCCUCAGGAGGUGCUGUCAGCGAUCAGUUCCGGCAGUUACCAGCAGGUGGAGACAAAACACAAAGAACUGGAGCAUUCCAGGACUGCAUUCGGGUUUUGUGUUGAUUCAAACCGGCUGGUUGAUAUCCACGAGCUGUUGGAGGCAGCCAAGGCCCGAUCCCUGCCUGGCCUUGGGGUGUGUGUGAGCAGGGAUGAGCUGUUGCAGCGCCUCAGAGGCAGCGAGUCGGAGUCUGCAGAAAACACCAGCGAACUGGAUCCAGAUGAGUUCAUGAACUUUAAGAAGUCCCAUGAAGUCCAGUGCAUGUCUAAAGUGGUGGCCGGUUUGGCUAAGCACUGUGGAGUCAAACAGGUGAUAGAUGUGGGGUCAGGGAAGGGCUACCUGAGCUCCUUCCUGUCACUGCGGUAUGGCCUUCAAGUGUUCGGCAUCGAUUCCUCUGAUACUAACACCCAUGGUGCUCAGGAGCGGAACAGAAAGCUUAAGAAGUUCUCACGAGCAUACCAGAAACACAAAAAAGCAGCAUGGACACAAGUGGAAGCUCCAUCCUCGCUUCAAGAAGAGAUGGUAGAAAUAAAACCUGAACUGAGUCAGGACAGCUGUGCUCAGCAGGAAGAGGGGCUGUCCGUCAACGCUUUACACUCUGCUGCAGAAACACAGGCAGAGCUGAAUCCAGAAGAAGGAGAGUUUUUUCUGAGGGCUCUUUCAGCAGAUGUGAUUCAGCAUUCAUCCCCAAGAUUUCCUCCAAGUCAGCUCAGCGCUGAGGAGAGGGAGAGGAGGAAGAGAGAGAACCUGGAGAAAAAGGCUCGGACCAGAGGAGAAAGCUCCAGUGGCGUGUUUUCACCGCUCACGUCGUAUGUCACGGCAGAAACUGAGCUGAGAGAGCUCAUCACAGAGCUGGAGGAAGCCAUCCUGGUUGGCCUGCACACGUGUGGAGACUUGGCUGCAAGCACCCUGAGGAUGUUUGUGGCUAAGCCGGAGCUGUCCGCAGUCUGUGGCGUGGGCUGCUGCUAUCACCUACUCUCUGAGGAGUUUAACCCAGACGGACAGGAGAAGCCUCUGCAGACUGCGUGUGGUUUCCCCCUGAGUCAGUACCUCCGCCAUCAGUCCUGGUUCUGUGGCAGAAAUGCCAGGAUGUCAGCAUGUUUGGCGCUGGAGAGGGUCACCCUUGGCCAGAGUAUUCAGAUGGAGUCUUUGUUCUAUCGAGCCGUUCUUCACGUUAUUCUGAGGGACCACUACAGCUCCUACAAAAGUGAAAAGCGGGUCGGAAAUGUUUAUUCCAAAGCAAAAUCAUUUGUGGACUACGUUCGCCGAGCUCUGCACAGAUUGGAGCUGGAUGACUCAAAGCUUUGUGACAGUGACAUUCAGAGCUACUAUGACACAUACAAGGCACGGAUGGACGAGAUGCAUGCCUUUAACAUGCUGAAGGUGACCCUUGCACCAUGCAUAGAGGGUCUGAUUCUGCUCGAUCGCCUCUGCUAUCUGAAGGAACAGGAGGAUGUAUCGUUCUCUGCAUUGGUGCAGCUAUUUGACCCCCUUCUAUCCCCAAGAUGCUUCGCUGUUAUCGGACUCAAAAGUUGUCCUGUGAAUCUAAAACUCUGAGAAGUUUAUGCAUUUGCACAUUAAGAUGAUAUACAGACAUUUAUUAAGGAUUUUCAAUAUCUAUUUUUUUAUGAUUUAAAUAAUUGCAUUAUGG